Molecule: messenger RNA, 1266 nt
Organism: Closterium sp. NIES-65
Lineage: Eukaryota; Viridiplantae; Streptophyta; Zygnematophyceae; Desmidiales; Closteriaceae
Source: the annotation of a GenBank genome assembly
AUGAAGUCGCCUAUCGCUGACAACGGGAAAUCCUGCAAUAAGGAGGAGGUUGCUAAGGAGAGGGUCGUUUUUAACCGGAAGCUGCUUCUCAAUGGAUCGAACCCGAUCGGAGGACAGAAAGAAGCGAAGGGUCUGUGGGAGUCACGUCUGGGUGAUCUAGUUACCACCUCUCAGUCUGGGAAAGCAGAGGUUAAGGACAGUGACACGUUGGAGAAAGAACUGCGGUGCAGAGACUCGGCUCGACUGGCACUCAAGGCCUUUACAGCAGCCUCGGCUGAGUGGAAAACCCUACUGACUCCUGACUCAGAGCAAGAGAUUGACGGGGGUAAGGAAAAAGCAGCGGCAUCCAAAGGGGGUGGUUAUGCAGCGGCGUCGGUCUUCCGCUCGGCGGUUUUCACAGAUGGAAAGCCAACUCCGCUCAAGCAGCUUCGGGAGCUGUGGUCCAAGCCAGAUGCGGUCCUGGCUAAGCAGGGGAAGUGGACUGGAAAGUGGAGUGGGAAGAUUGAUUGGGGACGUGUCAUCCGCACCCGCAACUCGCUGGCCAUCCCGAGCCGUCCACGUGAUGUUCCCACGCGGCCGCACUUUUUCCUCUCAUCCCCCCAUCAUCUCAUCCGCCCAUCAUCUCAUCCCCCCAUCAUCUCAUCCCCCCAUCAUCUCAUCCGCCCAUCAUUUCAUCCGCCCAUCUCUCAUCCCCCCAUCAUCUCAUCCCCCCAUCAUCUCAUCCCCCCAUCAUCUCAUCCGCCCAUCAUCUCAUCCGCCCAUCAUCUCAUUCCCCCAUCAUCUCAUCCCCCCAUCAUCUCAUCCCCCCAUCAUCUCAUCCCCCCAUCAUCUCAUCCCCCCAUCAUCUCAUCCCCCCAUCAUCUCAUCCCCCCAUCAUCUCACCCCCCCAUCAUCUCAUCCCCCCAUCAUCUCGUCCCCCCAUCAUCUCAUCCCCCCAUCAUCUCAUCCCCCCAUCAUAUCAUUCCUCCAUCGUCUCAUCCCCCCAUCAUCUCAUCCGCCCAUCGUCUCAUCCGCCGAUUAUCUCAUCCGCCCAUCAUCUCAUCUUUUGAUCAUCUCAUCUGCCCAUCUUCUCACCGUCGCCCACGCUUCUGCCUUAGUGCCUUUCCCCGCUCUCUCUCCCCUACCCACGCUUCAUCUCGCUCACCCUUCCGCCCUUCCUCCGUGUCUCCCUUGCUCAUUUUCUGCCUCCGUGCAUUCUUUGUUCCCCACCGUGCAUCAGAGUUUGUGGUUCGUGUCUAUGCAGGUCUGCCAUGCAUCCACUCGUGA